AUGUACGGUACAAAGGCUGAAAAUUUGGAUUUUGUCAAUGGUGUAGACUCGUUUGUGCAGACUGCCAAGGCACACAAGAAUCUACAAGAUGAUGGCUUCGUGUAUUGCCCAUGCAUUGAUUGCAAAAAUCAGAAGCAGUUUGGCAAUGUUGAGCAGAUCCGCUUUCAUCUGUUAUUUAGAGGUUUUAUGCCCAACUACCAAGUUUGGAACAAGCACGGUGAGAUUGGUGAGACAAUGCACUCCGUCCAUGAGGACAGGCAUGAAACAGUGGAGGAAACAACUAACCCGGAAAUAGUAGACGAAACCGGGCAUGAAAGCGUAAAUGAAAUCAUGCAGGAAACAUUAGUUGCUGAUGAUGUUGUGGAUGCACUAGACCAGAUGAUACGUGAUGGGGAACCGGACUUUCUUGACGAAAAGAAUCUGAAGAAGUUGGAGCAGAUGAGGAUAGAUGCAAUAACACCACUUUACCCAAGUUGCAGCGUGUCUAAACUUGAAGCAAACCUGAUGCUAUUGGAGAUGAAGUCUAGUAAUGGUUUGUCAGACAAGGGAUUUGAUGAUUUGUUAAGCUUAUUGCAGAAGUUGCUGCCAAGCCCUAACGGGUUGCCUGAAAACACAUACCAAGCGAAGCAAAUGAUUUGCCCAAUGGGACUGGAGGUACAAAAGAUCCAUGCAUGCCCUAAGGAUUGCAUCUUGUAUCACGGCAAAUAUGAAGACUUGGAUGCAUGUUCAGUGUGCUCAGCUUCACGGUACAAAUGUCCUGAAUCGGCAUUGUCAAUGAAAGGUGACAGCAACAAACGACCACCUGCCAAGGUCGUCUAG
This is a messenger RNA of Panicum virgatum (switchgrass), 819 nucleotides long. RefSeq lists its product as uncharacterized. NCBI's taxonomy places the organism in Eukaryota, Viridiplantae, Streptophyta, Magnoliopsida, Poales, Poaceae. Bases 1 to 819 code for a protein of 272 amino acids. The record is from RefSeq and is a predicted model, not a curated record. The transcript has a single exon.